Molecule: messenger RNA, 1361 nt
Organism: Cucumis melo (muskmelon)
Lineage: Eukaryota; Viridiplantae; Streptophyta; Magnoliopsida; Cucurbitales; Cucurbitaceae
Product: PHD finger protein ING1
Exons: 8
Coding region: 142-861 (239 amino acids)
Cellular component (GO): nucleus
Source: RefSeq, a predicted model, not a curated record
GGGCUUGGUGGUCGUUGCAUCAAUGGCGGGAAGAUUCGGGGAUAAGAAAUCCGCCAAAAUUCUCUGACAUCUUUUUUCUUUUUUCUUUUUUUUUUUCUUCCCGAUUUAAAACCUUUGAAUUCAUUUGUGCAUUUUCCUCACAUGUCUUUCCUCGAAGAAUUUCAAGCGAACCUGGAAUCACUACCCAACAUUCUUCAAAAGAAGUAUGCUUUGCUGCAUGAUUUAGAUCAAAGUUUGCAAGGACUAGUGAAACAGAAUGAACAACGCUGUGAGCAAGAAAUUGAGGAUAUUAAGAGGGGAGUUAAAUGUGGUAAUAUUACUCCAGAUACUUCACUCAUUAGAUUCUCUGAUGAAGCUCUUGAUGAACAGAAGCAUAGCAUCAGAAUUGCUGAUGAAAAGGUUGCCCUUGCUGUUCAGGCAUAUGAUUUGGUAGAUACCCACAUACAACAGCUUGACCAGUAUUUGAAGAAUUUUGAUGAAAAGCUUCGUCACGAAAGAGGUACUGCUGCUGCUACUGGGUUGCCAGCUUCAAGUGUAGAUGGUAACACAAAAUCUGGACGGGGAACAGAAGGGGGUAGAGGUGGGCGUAAAAAAAGAAAUGCCCAAGCUGCAGCUUCAACAACAGAAGCACCAACUACGGCAACUCCCACAGGAAUGGAACUUGAAUUACCAGUUGAUCCAAAUGAACCAACUUACUGUCUCUGCAACCAAGUUAGUUACGGGGAGAUGGUUGCCUGUGAUAAUCCUAAUUGCAAGAUCGAAUGGUUUCAUUUUGGCUGUGUUGGUCUAAAAGAACAACCAAAAGGAAAAUGGUACUGUUCAGAUUGUGCCGGCUCCAAAGGUCGCCGAAAAGGCAGAUGAUACAGAAUCUUUGACAGUAGAUCCAAAUCAUUAGGGCCCUUUCUCCCUUUCCCCAUCCUGUGGGAGGUCGAUCAAGUUUCUGCCAGGAAGGGUCAACUCAUGAGAAUUGAAGUGGGCCUUAAGACCAUUAGAGGACAAUACACAAUAAAACACUGCUGUUCACUGUAAAACACACCGAUCGGACCGGAGCUGUGUGGUUGGGGAUAAAAAGGGAGAUGCCUAGACAUCUUUGGAUGUUCGUUAUGGGGGGACUUGAGGUAUCCAAUUUUUAUCCAUCUGUCUUGUCCCGUAUAAGCCAACUAAAUUAUCUGUAGUGGUUAAUUUCUGUAUAUUAAUUUGUCCAAUAAAGUUAUUUCGAGUUCAGUUGAUGUCGAAUGAAUGUGUAUGUAUUGGCAUUCAAUAUGAAGAACUGAAUUAGGUCAUGUAACAAUAAGAUAGCUGUGAUUUGUAGAUGAGUGAACUAAUGAUAUUAAUAUCAUCAUAUAGGAGAAGUUAGCAUA